AUGGGUUCCGGACGCGUAUGGGCACCUCCCUCACCCCCCCCGACCGAUAAGGGAAAAUUUCCCCGUGUACCUAAUUCUCACCUACACUUCCCAAGAUCCUCCCCGACACCAUCACCGGUGGGCGGUUAUGAUAUUGCGACAGCGACCGCACCUACUGAGGUCCUCCCUCCUACUCUGACCGAUUCACUAUCGAUUAAUAGCGUAGACGACAUUAAAUUAGCUGGAGGGGUUAUAUUUCCGCCCAGGAUCGGGAAGGUGGAAGAUAGUCGUCGCACACCGCUUAGUACAUUGACUGCGUGCUCCAUCCUGCUCUGUAUCCAUUCCUCCGCCCAGAUGCGCACUGCCAAGAACUAUCGUGUAGCGGUUUUUCGCCGAGAUCCCCAGGGGGGAACCACCACCGAUAAGGAACUAUUUCAGGAGUUCCAGCGAACAUACAACGUUGAAUUGCGAUCGUUUUGGCAGCGAUUGUUCUCCCUCAAAGGACUUAAGUAUAUCGGAGUUGUGGAGUAUACACAACCUGAAUCCCCAGCUCUGUUGCUGCUCGAUACGGCCUCGCGAAACUCGAUCCUUUACGCAUUCAAGAAACCUCAUAAGUUAUCUACGACUGGGGAUUGGGUUGAUUGGGUAUUCAAUAUCAAAUCAUUGCCGCCGCACCGUUAUGGGCUAGAGUUUGUACAGGGCUGGAAUGGCCGUAAGAUAGUGCUGUUGGCAGCGGUACCAUGGAUCGGCAGUGUAAUCACAGCGGUCUUGUGGAGUGGGCUUACUGGCGAUGUGCAGACCGCCAUGGCAAUAGCCAGUUAUAUCUUGACUGCAAGCGGAGGUAUUUUGGCGUUACUGGGUAUAAUAAGCACUUUGGAAGGUUGA
Molecule: messenger RNA, 864 nt
Organism: Morchella importuna
Lineage: Eukaryota; Fungi; Ascomycota; Pezizomycetes; Pezizales; Morchellaceae
Exons: 3
Coding region: 1-864 (287 amino acids)
Source: RefSeq, a predicted model, not a curated record